AUGGAUUCUGUUCUAUGUAACAUCAUGCAGGCUGCGGACAUGGUGCUUUUCAAGCUCGAAGCCUUGGAUGUGUGCCUUGCUGUUAUUGCUGAGGUCACUGCUGCAGAUGGACUAUCCGUAAACCAAGCCAAGGCUGAAAUUCUCAGCCGAUUAUGGAUGUACAUCGAUGGAAACAAGGAAACCUUACUGAUCCAUGAACGAAACAUCACUAUUUUGAGUCGUGUCAAUGAUUAUCUCAGAAAAUCCCUGCAUUACAUUGAACUCGUCCUGCACACUUUAGAGGGCAUGCAAAGCGGCACCGAGGAAACCUGA
Laetiporus sulphureus 93-53 is the source of this 312-nucleotide messenger RNA. RefSeq lists its product as uncharacterized. The transcript has a single exon. Bases 1 to 312 code for a protein of 103 amino acids. The record is from RefSeq and is a predicted model, not a curated record. Lineage: Eukaryota; Fungi; Basidiomycota; Agaricomycetes; Polyporales; Laetiporaceae.